Molecule: messenger RNA, 4384 nt
Organism: Harpegnathos saltator (Jerdon's jumping ant)
Lineage: Eukaryota; Metazoa; Arthropoda; Insecta; Hymenoptera; Formicidae
Gene: BicC
Product: protein bicaudal C
Exons: 13
Coding region: 1260-3599 (779 amino acids)
Cellular component (GO): cytoplasm
Molecular function (GO): protein binding; RNA binding
Source: RefSeq, a predicted model, not a curated record
AUGCGGAACUGCACGGUCCUCCAGGUUCGUCAACCGGCGUUCUCCGGCGCGGCCGGCGUCCGAGGCCUCCGAGAGUCGGUCCUUCGCGAGAGGUGGUCGCGGAGGUCGCAGGUGGAGGAAGCGAAGGUGAGAAGAGGGGCUCGCGGAGCGGCGGGCGGAGGACAGGGUCGCGAUGACGGAGUGCGACGUGGAGUGCGGCGCGAAGAACGGAGCGGAGCCGUGACGCGGCAGAGCGGCGAGUGGGAGGUGGUUCGCCCAGACCGACCCGUUAUAUUAUCUCGCGUUAGUCAGUCAGUCGUGCCAGCGAUCCCGUGGCGGUUGAGACGGAGUCGGCUCGUUGCAAUCGUAGCCUGACACGGUGUGCACCAGCACGACGCGUGUUCGAAACGGAUCGACUGAUCGAAUCGCCGCGGUUUCGAGUGAGGUCAAAGUGCAGCUCUGAGACGGAGAGAGAGACGCGCGCGCAUCGCGACCCUCUGGAGCGGAGUGAUCCAAGAAAGGAAGUCACUACACUCGAGUGAUUCGUAAUCGCCACUUGAUCGAUCGAUCGAUCGAUCGAUCGAUCGCGAUUCAUCGCAUCGCACGCCGAUAGUGAUAGACACAGUCGAGGACCCAGUCGCUCACGACCGGCAACUUGGUCGUGCCCCACGGCGACAAAACUCGUGUGUUCCGGAGUGGCUGCCGUGUGAUCUGCCGCGUGAGAAGUCGAGAAACUCUUCCUCCGCCACUUGCGACUUGCGUGGUGGAACCACGAAGUCGGUUAAUUAGCGACCGCGCGCGCGCGCGUGCGCGCGCUCUUCGCGACAGUCUUCCGGGAUAUUUAAUCGUGAUUGACGGUGUGUGCGGGGGCUGGACUGGUGGUGAAAGUAAAGCCGGUGUCUCUCGAUACACCCGCAUCGACACCGUCGCGCGAUUGCCGGUGCUGACGGUGCUCGCGCGAGCGUAGUGCCGAGUGACCUGUUAUCGUUAUCGUGAAAGUUUCUGCCGAGGUCGCCAUGUCGUUGUCCCCUCCUUGAGACUUCGGCUUUUUAACAGUGACUCGUGGCCAACGUGGCGUGUGUGCUUCGCGGUCUCUCUCCUUCUCUACCGAACCUGUUCUAUCUCUCUCUCCCCCCCCCUCUCUCUCUCUCUCUCUCUCUCUCUCUCUCUCGCUCUCUUACUCAAUCCCUAUUUUUUCUCUCUGCUUUUCCGUCGAACCGCGACGAACCGAGACGUCGCACGUGGACGACGGUGGGACAUCGGAUUUACAUCCAACGACAAUGACUGUGGUUAUGGAGGAGACGAAUACCUUCGUUACGUGGCCGUCGCGACUGAAGAUCGGGGCGAAGUCGAAGAAAGAUCCGCAUAUAAAGGUCGCAGGACGACUGGACGACGUACGGUCGGCGAAAGAGAAGAUAAUGGAAAUUUUGGACACACGGCAAAGUAACAGAGUGACCAUGAAGUUAGACGUCAGCUACACCGACCAUUCGCAUAUCAUCGGUAAAGGCGGUCUGACGAUCAAGCGGGUGAUGGAGGAAACCGGCUGCCACAUUCAUUUCCCAGACAGCAACCGCAGCAAUCACCAGGACAAGAGCAAUCAGGUUUCCAUUGCUGGCGAGAUGGAGGGCGUCGAACGUGCCCGUGCUCGCGUCAGGAAUCUGACGCCCCUGAUCUUCUCGUUCGAGCUGCCGAUAAUGGGCGCGUCGCAGAGCACUCCGGACUGCACUUCGCCGUACGUGGUGAAGAUACAGGAGAAGUACAACGUCCAAGUCAUGUUUCGCACGAGACCGAAGCUGCACGCCACUCUGGUGGUCGUCAAGGGCUGCGAAUGGGAGGUUUCCCAGGUCAAGGAGGCGACGGUUCUGCUGAUUCGUUACAUGUGCAAAAACCUAGCUAGUCAAAUUCAAGUACAAAUGUCGAUGGAGAUCUCACCCCAGCACCACAGCAUCGUAUUAGGGAAGCAGAGCAGCAAUCUGAAGAUGAUCAUGCAGCGAACCGCUACGCAGAUUAUGUUCCCGGAUGCCGGCGAUCCGAAUAUACCCAGCCUCAAGAAGAGCAACGUCACCAUCACUGGCGCCAUACACAAUGUUUACUUGGCUCGGCAACAAUUAGUGGGUUCACUGCCGCUGGUGCUGAUGUUCGAUCUUCCGGAGGACUCUGUGUCCGCCUCUGUCGACACCGAAAAGAUCUCCCAGCUCAUGCAGUCCUUGGAUGUGUUCAUUAAUAUCCGUCACAAGCCGAAGCAGAGCACGCUCUCGGUGAUCAUCAAGGGAAUCGAGAGGAACGCCGGCAACAUUUACGAGGCGCGGAAGCAGCUGCUCGGAUUGGACGAGCCCAGGGUCCACGCCGAGAUACCGGCCACUUACCACAUUCCAAACGCUGGCAGUAUCUUCCAAGGCAAUUCCAACAACAACGACGUCAGCUCCAGCAAUCUGAUGAGCAGCGUGCCGGACAACUUCUCGAACAUGUUGACCAUAAACACGCAGAAUUCGCCGUACUGCGUGUCGCCCAUUCCUCAUUCACCGAAUCCUAUGGGACUGUCGCCGCAUUGGGGCCUCCCUCAUCUUCCGUCCGUGUUCUCACCGCUAGGAACGCACCACCCGUACCCCUACACUCACUUGAACCACCUACUGACGACACAACACAUGCUGCACAACAAUAUGAUGCCUCAUCCCCAUGGUAUGUCAAACCACGUGAUGUCUGGCCUCGGGCCGUUUCACCACAACGCGUCGACCAACUUUCCUGGUAUCCAUGGUCUGAAUACUAACUCGAUGACGGAUAGCAAAGAGGGUAGCAGUGCUUACUCGUCGCUAAGUAGCGUGUCCAGCUCUCUAUCUAGUCCCGCUAUCAGUCCUCGCAAUAUUUCACCAGUGAAUCCUACGGAUACUAGUCCAAACUUAGCGGAUUUAUCCAGCAUGCUGUCCGACUUGUCGGUUACCGACCGCCGCGCGCCCGGCUGCGAAAAGAAGACCCUGGAGAUGGCCGCGCAGCAGAAUCUCACGCCCUUCGACUACGAGCAGAAGAAGUUGCUGGCUGCGAAGGCGAUGCAGAGCAAGCCGAGCGGCGAUUACCGCGUGCCGACUUCCGCCUGGUCCGGCUACGGCCUCAGCCAAAGUAUUCCGCCUAUAACUACGAGUGACUUGAGCAAGGAGCUGACGUCACACCCUUCGGACUUGUGGAAAGAACCGACCACGCCGGUGUUCAGUACCGAGAUGGACUUCGGUAUGAUCUCAAGCAAGGACCGCAUCGGACAGAUCGGCAUGGCCUCCAAUUACAUGGACCACACGCCGACUUCCCACUUGAACAAGAUCACGUCCCAUCGCUACAACGAUCUGGCCAGCAUGCUGACCAGCAUCGGCCUGGAGAAAUAUAUCCGCCUGUUCACGUCUCACGAAGUGGACAUGGCUACCUUUCCUUCUCUCACGGAGAAGGAUCUCUGCGAAAUCGGAAUUACCGCUUGGGGCGCGAGGCGCAAGAUAAUGCUGUUGAUAUCCGAGAUGAACAAACGUACCGUCAGUCCGUUCUCCGGGAGCGCCGCGCCCGGCGCCGAGCGGAAAGCGUCCACGUCGUCGGCGUCGACGUCGUCGCUCGGCAAAUGCAAUCUGGACACCAAAUGGUAGGAGAGCGAGACAUACACACACAGAGAGAGAGAGAGAGAGAGAGGGAGAGAGAGAGAGAGAGGGAGAGAGAGAGAGAGAGAGAGAGAGUCGAAAAGAGAGAAGAUCGAGAGCAGUACACUCGUUCGGCACAGCGCUCCGAACGCUCUCGCGGUCGACCGAAGGAUGUCGCGUGGCGACGACAAAUUCGAUCGGGAUGAUCAAUUAAGUACGUACUUAAUGAAAACGCCGAUCGCGCCAAAUCAAUGGGAUGAUUCGCGUUGAGAGCGAAAGAGAGGGAAUUGAAAGCGUCAGGGCGCCUUGCACUAGCCUGAGCCGACAGAACGGCAUGAUUAGCUAGGAUAGAUUUGCAUGUGUUGAUUUGAAGUUUCUUAGGUAACGGGAGAAGAUAGCCGGAUUUCGUUUUUGUGGCCGGGAACUGGUUGUAUCCUUUUUUUUUCUCAAUUUUUUUUUCUCGCUGUUCUCGGCGCGCGCGCCCGGAAGGUGCCUUAGAUUUAAAAUAGAUAAGUGGUUAAUACUUUCGCUACUUAUACGCAAUUUCUGUUUGCUGGUGAUCCUUGUCCAGCCGAUGGACACGUGGUGUCGCAUCGACGUCGUGCGCGACGCGUGUUUCGUCACGGUAAAUCGCCCGUCGUUGAUAAUAUUCCUAUCGACCCACCGGGCCCGGCGAUUAUUACGGUUGCGAAACGCCGACGCGCAUGUCUGAUUACGUCUAUCGCGUUCGUUGUAUCGUGUUUCCGUGUGCGUGUGUGUGUGUGCGUGUGUGUGUAUGCGUGCGUGUGUGUGUG